AUGUUGACGGUAUACGUGUUUGAUUUGGAUUACACGCUUUGGCCGUGCUGGUGUGAUACUCACGUUCUGCCUCCGUUCAAGAAACAAUCGGGAAACACUGUUGUCGACAGGUAUGGCUACCAGCUCCAACUCUACCCCGAUGUCGAGGAUAUAAUUGCCCGGCUCAAAGAUGAAGGCCAUAUCCUUGUUGCUGCUAGUCGGACCAUGACUCCCAAGGUGGCUCUGAAAUUGCUUGACUUAUUUACAGUUAAGGGCAAACCGCUACGCUCAUAUUUCGAUAGCGUUCAGUAUGGCACUGGCCUGAAAAAGAAGCAUAUCAAGCAAGCGGCGAAAGAAGUAGGGUUUGAGGACGCUUUGGCGAAAGGAGAGGUGGCUUUAUUUGAUGAUGAGUCUCGUAACCGGGACGUAGAAGACAUCAAUGUCCAUUUCGUCUACUGUCGCGAUGGCUUAACCAAUAAAGUAUUGGCGGCGGCGCAACGGGAACGGUCCUAG
Molecule: messenger RNA, 492 nt
Organism: Diutina rugosa
Lineage: Eukaryota; Fungi; Ascomycota; Pichiomycetes; Serinales; Debaryomycetaceae
Product: Mg-dependent acid phosphatase
Exons: 1
Coding region: 1-492 (163 amino acids)
Molecular function (GO): acid phosphatase activity
Source: RefSeq, a predicted model, not a curated record